CGUAAUGAUUUCCUCGGUAAGUUUGCUCCAACUACCGGCUGACGAAUUGUUAUAAAGUCUCCAAUGCCACUCCUGGAGGGCUUUGAUCGAACAAAUCAACUACACACCAGACCAAACACCAAAUACAACCUACUUUGCUCAUCAAGAACCACCAAAUAUCUCUAACCAUGGCAACAAAAUCCUGCCUCCUCCUCACCAAAUCCUCCGUUUCUACACGCCCUGGCGGCACAAUCCUGGCAGCGGCCGGCUACGAAGAUGCGCGAGGGAUCGUGGAAGCUAUAGAAGGCACACUUGAGGCGAACACCAGCAAAGUCAAACACUUCCUCAAGACCAACGUAUUCUGUCUCAAGCCAACUGUGUCGAUCGCCACACUUCGCCCAAUCGAAGUUCCCGACCUCAUGGCACUUCCUCCCUGCAAAGCCUUGAUCCGACACUUCGCUCUCGAUGAAGCCUUUACUGAGGCGGUAAACAAGCCUCAGUCGAUGGAUCAGGGGUUCUACACACACAUGUUUGAUCUCUAUGAUGAUGUCUUUGUGGACAUCGACCAGCAGGAGGAUCGCAUCGUUCUACCCCAGCACGCGCUGCUCAUUGAAUACAAGAUGUCACCCAAAGCUAAGAAAGUCAUUGGGGGGCUGGCUUCGGUGAUGGGAGGCUUGAUUGUCAUUGCAGUCAAAGCCGGGGAGGGAUCGCUCAACUGAAGGCACGUCGUUCGUACAUCGCAGGGUUCAUGAUAAAGGACAC
Colletotrichum acutatum is the source of this 741-nucleotide messenger RNA. RefSeq lists its product as uncharacterized. The record is from RefSeq and is a predicted model, not a curated record. The transcript has 2 exons. The coding region runs from base 168 to 698 and encodes 176 amino acids. Lineage: Eukaryota; Fungi; Ascomycota; Sordariomycetes; Glomerellales; Glomerellaceae.